CUUAAUAAUGGGCCUACUGUUCGGGCAGUCUGAGACGUAAUAAACCAGUGUUAACGUCUCUAAUACAGCUGGAGGACGUGAUAGAGUAGGCACUGACACAUACCAGCCUACACACACACGUGUGUACGUGAGUCUGCGUCUUUCUAUAGCCUGUGUCCACACACUGAUAAGUGUCGAUCGUUAAAGGUCAAAGUAUCGAUGCACUGACCACACGACUGGACAGGCGUGGACACUCAUCUUCUAAAAUGAAGAUUGCUGUGCUUGGUGCAACAGGUCCCUCGGGACUCCAGCUUGUACAAGAAUCAUUAGAAAGGGGUCAUGAGGUAACAGCCCUGGUGAGGAAUCCGGACAAAUUGAGUCAUAUCGAUGACGCCAAAUUAAAGGUUGAAAAAGUUGACAUAUUCAAUGAAGCUGAUUUGAAUAGUCAUUUUGGCGGAUGUGACGUAGUGAUGUCUUGCCUUGGUACAGCCCCAAGUCUCUUCGGCAUGAGUACACUAACUUUCUACCUGGAUUCCAUCAAACCUAUCAUCGGUGCUAUGCGCAAAUGCGGAAAUACUCGUCUGGUAACCAUGACAGCGGUGGAUACAAUACCUCAAAACAGGGGACCAUGGAUAUUUGAAUGGAUUAUACGGCCCGUGUUCCUGUCAAGCGUCCUUCAGAGCAUGUCAGUAAUGGAGGAUUACUUACAGAAGGAGUGCCAGGAUAUAGAUUUUACUGUCGUCAAACCCCCGGGAUUAACGAAUGAGCCGAGCAGUGGAACGGAGGUGAAGGGGGCGGAGGGGCAGUACAUAGAAGGCACGAUCAGGAGGAUCUCACGAAGGGACGUGGCCAAGUUCAUGUUAGACUGUAUCCCUCUAAAACAGUGGGUGCGCAAACUCGUGUCGAUCGGACUUCCGGUUUAGCACAUCAUCUGUCUUCGCAUGCAAUACUGUACAUCCUGUCGAUAAACAAGGCGUCACUACAACAACGAUGCCAACUAUAACAACAAUCCAAGCAAUAACAACAACAAAUGUUGAGCGGUACUCACUGUCAAAGUUGUUAGGUAUACAAAUGAGCCGGGAACAAAAAUGUUCAAAACGCACUGCUUUCUAGUUACCAGAAACUGGCUGGAAUGAUUUCCGCGAGACAGUGGUAUCAGUAACAUUGGGAAUCGUUAAGUUAUGGAAAGGUGUCAUACACUUUCAAGAGUAGAUAUGACAUCCUCGAUAUACAGAGGUGACGGUCACGUUCGCUCUCUACACCCCUGGAAUAUGUCACAGCAAAAUCAAAGGCUCAGCGUGCACCACCUUCAGGAAGAAGGCUAGUUUGAUACUUUGAUGUACAUCAAAAGAAUCUUGGGGUCGCGCAACGGUAAAACUUACUGGCUUUAAAGUCGGGAGUCGCUCCUCUGUCAAGUAUCAGCCUGGUGAUUGGUCAGUGGGUUUUUUACCGGACACCAAUCGAAUAGCCCGUCGCGUGCCUGACCUAGUCCAUGGGUGUAGAGAGCAUUGGUGAGCGUAACCCCUGGAUAUCGAGGAUGGCCAGAUGAACGCAUGAAUUUAUAUUCAAAAACGUGCCAUAGAGACUGGGCAUUGCAAGAUAAGCACCACUAUUAUAUUUGUAUGUAUAUUUUGUAAAUAUUGGAUGUUUAACGCGUGAAGAUCGCACCUACAUGUACCGUACUCCAAUAUUCAACCGUUUAGAUUUAUAUACCCAUUAGACGUUUUAAAUAUUAAAUUUUACUUUAUUUUGGAAAAUACUCUUAUCUACGAUUUGGGCAUCAGAGCAUUUGUUCACAAGAUUUAAUAUUCACUUAAUGAGGUAUAACCGGAACAAAUGUGCAUUGAGAAGUAUUUCAAACAUAACUGAACUUAAGAUCUGCUUUUGUUGGUAAAACUAUUGACUUCACGCAAUAAAAAUGUUGGGUUUCUUGUAUAAUGUUUGAAUUAUAUUUACUCAUAUAUUUUAUGAAAUGCAUCAGUUUGAGGAUACGUUUUGUCGUAAAUCCGAACUCUUCAAUUGUAACUGUACGUUCUUUUGGUAAUUCUAUUAUGACGUCAUUGUUAUAUCUUUACAUUGCCAUUGUGGAGACUUUAAAUUAAACUAUCAACUCAAAUAUCAAAGCAUAGCAACAUGAACACAAACGUUUUCCAAUCAGAAACCCGUUUUGGUCUUUCCGUCUUCAUGUUAGUGUAAUCGGGGAUUAAAUGAUAUGACGUCAAAUGUCAAAUAUGACGGAAUUAUCGAAUGGUCACUUAAAGACGUUUGACGCCUAACCGAACAAGCAAAUUCUUGGAAUUCUUAUCCCCCGCUUUAAGGACAUGUUUUAGAUGAAGUGUUGAGAGUUACUUAAAACAGGAUAUGCUAGUAUGGACAAUUAAGAGCAGACAAAGCAGAAAAUGUUUCUUAGAAAUAGGCCUUCAGUUUGUUUCAAAUUGGCUCGUGGGUCAGGAUUAGAUAUGGUAUGUGAAGUGUACCAGCCUAGAAUAGGUCUAGGGGGGUAUAUAUAAGCCAAAUUUUGGUGGGGUUCCAGCUAUUGCUAAAUUUCCCAUAGAAACCACCCACACCCGGAUUUCUUUCAAACUUUGCAUGUUUGUAGUACUAUAAAUGGCAAUGCAAAAUAUACACCUGAAUUUUCAUCUUUUAUGAACUGACCAUAUGUCACAACAUACGUCAAUGACAUGUUUUUGUACCACCUUUUUCAUAAAUUCAUAUUUUGUUACCUUCCUGAAACAAUAUUUAUUAUUUUUUAUCAAAUUGUAUUGGUACAUUGGUAUACAGAUGGUUUAGGGGGGGAAAAAGUUUUGUAACAUUUUCAAAACAAGGCUAUUGUUAAAAAUAUAAAAACUUGGUAUGACAUGUUUUGUCCACUAUUUUGAUCUACUUAAAAACUAGCUUCAAUAUGUAUUCUAUCACCAGGUAAAAUUUGAAAAGAAUUGAAAUCCGGGAAAAUAGUUUUAGAACUACUGAAACGCUAAUGGUGCAAAAUUUUGGCUUUCAGAAAAGUGUCUCCAGUUAACAAAAAAAAAUGAAGGGGUAAUGCACAGCAUAGUUACAUAAUUAUUUGAUCAUUAUAAGGUGUAUAUAUAGUUUUAUGUUAACUUUAGAAAACAUAAUAAUUCUAUAAUGCUGAAAUAGCAAGAACAAUAUGUAUUUUCUUUAUUUUUUAUCAAAUCCUAAUAAUAAAAAAAAAAUAAAAAAAAUCAAGCAUUUGAAUAAAACUUGCCAAUGAAUAUACUUAAAUAAUAUUUGAUUGCAAAGAUUGUUCUCAUAGAGCAUGCGAAAAAUCAAGCUGUUACAUCAACAAGUUCAGCAUAACAAUGUAUUAACCCUCAAUAAGCCAAUGUCUCUUUAUUAUGCAUGUGAAUAUCCAAAUGCGUUACUGAUAGUUAUUUAAUAGGGACUAAAAUAAUAACUGUAUUGGUCUUUCUUGAACAACAUGUAAACAUAUGAAGUAAUUACACAUAUGAGUAAAACUUGGUGUCAUUCCUCAUUGUGCCUGCGCAUGUAUUAUUCAACUGAAUAAAGGCCAAAGGGCACCCUU
Messenger RNA from Mizuhopecten yessoensis (Yesso scallop), 3523 nucleotides. Its product is annotated as flavin reductase (NADPH)-like. The transcript has 4 exons. The record is from RefSeq and is a predicted model, not a curated record. Lineage: Eukaryota; Metazoa; Mollusca; Bivalvia; Pectinida; Pectinidae. Bases 246 to 902 code for a protein of 218 amino acids.